Molecule: messenger RNA, 3391 nt
Organism: Hemibagrus wyckioides
Lineage: Eukaryota; Metazoa; Chordata; Actinopteri; Siluriformes; Bagridae
Product: E3 ubiquitin-protein ligase DTX3L-like
Exons: 18
Coding region: 165-3017 (950 amino acids)
Biological process (GO): Notch signaling pathway; protein ubiquitination
Molecular function (GO): metal ion binding
Source: RefSeq, a predicted model, not a curated record
CCCGCCCACUCCGGAUCUAACAGCGCAGUGUUUUCAGUUUCGUUUUCUCUGAAAUGUGAAGUGAGUGUAAAGCAGAGAAGACACCCCGAGACACAGCUUUAAUCAGCACUGGCUUUCUAUCUGAAGCUACUGUAGAAGAGUAAAUAAAGAAACUUCUGAUCAUCAUGGCUGAUGAGGAUAUGGAAUGCUCAGACCUUACACAAAAUCCAGCAAAUCCGCUCAGACCACAAGAUCAAGACAAAUCUAUCCAAACCGACACGACCACAAACACACAGGAACCUGAAGAGAUGGACACAUCUUCUUCUUCACCAUCCAGCAGUGGAAAUGAUGCACAUUUCUUCAAGUCGUCAUCUGAUGUUCCUGCACAAUCUUCUGACCAAACUCCUCCAGAACAAACCCAGAAUCAUGAGCAGGACUUGUAUAGAGCAGGUCCAGGAGGAUCAGAUCCUGAGGUUCUUGCUGCUGCUCAGCAGGACUUGUAUAGAGCAGGUCCAGGAGGAUCAGAUCCUGAGGUUCUUGCUGCUGCUCAGGAUAUACACAGAGAUCAGACAAGUCUCUCUGCAGCUUCAGACACUUCUCAGGCCCUGAAUGGAUCAGAUCAGGAAGCACAAAAUUUUGCUGCUGCUGCUGCUGCUGAUGAUGUUAAAGAGACGUCUUCAUCAGCGACUAAGAGUUCUGUUACAACACGGAACAAACCUCCUGAUGAUGAGGAGAAGGCCCUGAAUGGAUCAGAUCAGGAAGCACAAAAUUUUGCUGCUGCUGCUGAUGUUAAAGAGACGUCUUCAUCAGUGAUCAAGAGUUCCGUUACAACACGGAACAAACCUCCUGAUGAUGAGAAGAAGAAUAAGUACCAGACAAGUCUCUCUGCAGCUUCAGGCACGUCUCAGGAUACAGCAGAUAAGAAUGAGUUUCUGACCUCACCCUCAGCACCUCAAGAUGUUUCAUUGGUUCACGUGAAAGUGGACUGGCCAGGAGAACUACCUGAGAAAUGGAGAUUUUAUCUGCAAACAGCUCUUCAGUCCUGGUGUAACUCUGAGAAAACAGUAAACUGCACUGUUAAUGUAGUUCAGCUUUUGGAUGACGGACGCACUGCAGAGGUGGAGGUAACGCCAUCAACUGCUUUAAUUGAUAUAGAAACUGCCACUUUAAUGUUCAAGAAGGUCAACAGAGAAGCCAAAGUCUACUUUCAGAAAGCUGAACCGCAGCCUGGGAAUAAAUCUUUCACUCUGAAGGAAAACAAGAAAGUGACUUCUGAGAGUGAUGCAGGAACAAUUCACAUUUCAAACACGAUGGAUGUAGGAGCUGCUUCUAUUGUCCCAGGACAUGAUGUGAUGUCCAGAGCUUCAGGUGCUCUUACUGUCCCUCCCUUUCUAUACUGCUACCUGAUUCAAGCUUACAAGAAGGAGGUGGAAAAAAUUGAGAAUGUGUUUGGAGUUAAAAUAAAAGCAGAAACAUGUAUUUCAUUCUCCACUGAGAAAACUGAUGAGAAGAAUGGAAGUGAUUCUGUCAGAAGAGCUACUGAGGCCUUUACUGAUCUUUACCAGGCUAAAGCAAAUAAUCUCAAACCUGUUUCCAUUCCUCAAAUACACAUGGAGUCUGAGAUCAUGAAAGAGGUGCUGCGUAAUAUUCCACAUGAAGAGAGAAAGAUCACGUUAAACAUGUCAGCAAACAACCACCUGCUGUUUGGACCAGAAAACAUUACAUCAAUGGUGGAACGUCAUUUAAAUCCGGAUCGAGGUGAUGAAGAAGCAACAUCAUUUAACCACAGCAAGUCACAUAAUAUGGAGACAUCAAGUAAUUGGAUUUCAACACAAAAUACCUUUCAGAGCUUGGACAUGGACAUCAAGGACACUCCCACUGUGAUUGAGAUGGAUGAGGCACACUGGCAGCUGAUGGAGGCUGCAUGUAAGGAACAGAUUAGGAAGAUCCAAAAUAAAUAUGGAGUUGAGUUUCAUGCUGAACCAGUCCAAGGCUCAAUGAAGGUGCUCGCCCUCUCUGUAGGAACUCAUCAGGUCAAUCUUCAAGCUCACGCCCUCAGUGCCUUAACUCGUCUCUACCAAAAGGUAGUCACCUCAGCGGCCACCUGUGAUCUUAAAGAUGCUUCAUACACUGAAACUAGUACACUAGUGUCUCAGGUCUUUGAGAGAAUUCGAUCUCAACACAACUGUGUUGGUGGAGGAGAAAGAAAUGGAAGCUGGAAACUUUUUGGACUGCCAAAGCAUCUUGUUCCUACCAUAGCUGACAUCGAGAAGACUAUUGGACAGCCUGUAUUUGAUGAAAAAAAGAAGAAAAUGCUUGGAUAUCCCUGGAAAUUUCCACAGGCUAGUGGAUUUGAGAGGGAUCAAAUGGAGAUGGAUGUGAUGAGAGGGGCACAUGGCACUGACCUGAGAGCUGGAAGAGAGAAUCCUGAUUUCACCCAAAAGUUCCCAAAUAAAGCAAUAAAAAAUGAUAAAGCAGAAGAAAAUGAAGAUAAAUGUUCAAUUUGCCUGGAUACGUUUACUGAAAAGACAAAACUGGCCUGCGGUCAUGAGUUCUGUAAAGAGUGUCUAAAACUGUCAAUAAAGAGCAGUGGAGAAAUCUGCCCUCUGUGUAAGAAAAUCUUUGGGAAAUUAAAAGGAAACCAGCCUGAUGGACAAAUGCAGGUCAAAUUCAAAGAUACGGACCUCCCUGGAUUUAAACACUGUGGCACAAUUGAGAUUUAUUACAUCAUACCAGACGGCCAUCAGACGAGUGAUCAUCCAAACCCUGGAACACGUUACCAUGGAACUCAUCGCACUGCGUACCUACCGAACAACACUGAAGGAAAGAAUGUACUCACGCUCCUGCAGAGAGCUUUUGAUCAGAAACUCAUCUUUACUGUUGGAAUCUCCAGAACAACUGGAGCAGAUAAUGUGGUGAUCUGGAACGACAUUCAUCACAAGACGAAUAUACACGGUGGACCACAGGGGUAUGGCUAUCCAGACCCUAACUACUUAAAGAGGGUGAAGGAAGAGCUGAAAGCCAAAGGCAUUGAGUGACUGAAUAAAAAUACAGAACUCUGAAUAAAUAUUGUAUUUAUAUCUGGAUUCCUUUAAAAUACUAUUAAAAACAAAAAACAAAGAAGGACACACUGAGAUGAAUGUUAUCUUUAACGCUGUGUGACAUGCCUACUGCAGAUUAUUAAUCAGGUGAUGGAUUGAAUAUUCUCUUUGGUAGAUUUGAUGGAUUUCUUGUUUUCUCUUAAUUCUGAUUUCUGUGUCUGUUGGUUUGGAGGUAAACACAAAUGGUAAUGCAACUUUAUAUAAAUAGUUGGAUUUUGUUUAGAGGUUUCAGAUUGUCUGUGUGAUUAGAUGCUGGAAUGGUGGACUGUCAAAAAAAUUAAAAUAGUAUGGACAAAUGAUAAAAAAAAUGU